AUGCAGUUUAUGAAUACUAGCCUGGUAAAUCUUACGAAAAACUUGGGUGAUAACCAUCCAAUAACAAGCCAAUACUUUAAGAAUCAAGGCUAUUCAAAUAGAAAAAUUUCACUAGUAUGUCGCAAGGGGGUUUAUCCCUAUGAAUAUAUCGAUUCUCAUGAUAGGUUUAAGGAAACAAAGCUUCCUCUGAUUCAUGAAUUUCACAGGAUUCUAAGUGGUAAGAUCUCACAAGAUGAUUACCAUCAUGCCCAAAAAGUAUGGAACACUUUUGGGUGUAAAAACUUAGGUAAAUAUCAUGAUCUCUAUCUUAAGACUGAUGUACUUAGCCUUGCUGAUGUCUGGACAAAGCUUCGAAAAAUGCCUAUGGAAUAUGAUGGGCUUGAUCCUAGUCAUUAUGUCUCUCUUCUAUUAUAUUCCUAG
Funneliformis geosporum is the source of this 420-nucleotide messenger RNA. The record is from the annotation of a GenBank genome assembly. Lineage: Eukaryota; Fungi; Glomeromycota; Glomeromycetes; Glomerales; Glomeraceae.